Ilex paraguariensis (yerba mate) is the source of this 1610-nucleotide messenger RNA. The record is from the annotation of a GenBank genome assembly. Lineage: Eukaryota; Viridiplantae; Streptophyta; Magnoliopsida; Aquifoliales; Aquifoliaceae.
GUUUUGAAGUAGCCAAGUUGGCUUCAUUGGAAAACCAAUCCACCAAAAACUUGCUUCUCUCUCUCAAUUGAUUCUUACUCUUUUGGCAUUUAGUCUUUGCUCUCCAUUUUUUAAUUCCUUAUUUUCUUCGUUAAUUUCUUGGUCAAGGUAGCUCAGUUUCUCUUUCCUCGUACUCUCUCUCCAAAAUUAUUUGAAACAUCUCUUUAAGUGAUUUUUAGACUUCGGUGUAGUAGAGAAACAGAGAAAGCCAAGCACAAAUACUCUUCUGGAAGGAUGGAGAUAACCAAUGUUAUGGAGUAUGAGACCAUUGCAAAGGAAAAAUUGCCAAAGAUGAUUUAUGAUUAUUACUCAUCAGGUGCAGAGGAUCAGUGGACUCUCCAAGAGAAUCGAAAUGCAUUCUCAAGGAUCUUGUUCAGACCUCGUAUACUUAUUGAUGUGAGCAAGAUAAACAUGACUACAACUGUCUUGGGCUUCAAGAUUUCCAUGCCAAUCAUGAUUGCUCCUACGGCUAUGCAGAAAAUGGCUCACCCUGAAGGAGAGUAUGCAACAGCAAGAGCAGCAUCAGCUGCUGGCACAAUCAUGACAUUGUCCUCAUGGUCUACUUCAAGUGUAGAGGAGGUCGCUUCAACCGGUCCUGGCAUCCGCUUUUUCCAGCUCUAUGUAUACAAAGACAGGAAUGUGGUUAUACAGCUUGUAAGGAGAGCUGAAAGGGCUGGCUUCAAGGCGAUUGCUCUCACUGUGGAUACUCCUAGGCUUGGUCGAAGAGAAUCUGAUAUUAAGAACAGAUUUACAUUACCACCAUAUUUGACAUUGAAGAACUUUGAGGGAUUGAAUCUUGGCAAGAUGGAUAAGACCAAUGACUCUGGACUAACUUCAUAUGUUGCUGGACAAGUUGACCAGUCUCUUAGCUGGAAGGACAUGAAGUGGCUUCAGACAAUCACCCAUUUACCUAUUCUAGUGAAGGGUGUACUAACCGCUGAGGAUGCGAGGCUAGCAGUAGAAGCUGGAGCAGCAGCAAUUAUUGUAUCAAAUCAUGGGGCUCGACAACUUGAUUACGUCCCUGCAACUAUUAUGGCUUUGGAAGAGGUUGUCAAAGCAGCUCAAGGCAGAGUUCCUGUGUUCCUGGAUGGCGGGGUUCGGCGUGGGACAGAUGUCUUCAAAGCAUUGGCUCUCGGAGCAUCUGGAAUAUUUAUCGGAAGGCCAGUCAUCUUUUCUUUGGCUGCUGAUGGGGAGGCAGGUGUACGAAAGGUACUCCAAAUGCUUCAUGAUGAAUUUGAGAUAACAAUGGCAUUAAGUGGUUGUCGAUCACUCAAAGAAAUUACCCGUGACCAUAUCGCAACUCCAUGGGAUCCUCCUCGUCUUGUGCCUAAGUUAUAAGCCAGUCCUUCCUCAAGUAUGUACCAGUUUGGUAAAGCAUUUAGUUUUAAGAACUUGGCUGUAAUUGAAUAACAAUCUCAGAUUUGCCGUAAUGAUAGAGUAUUGAACUAUCUUUGAUGUGUGUACUUGGUUUGAACCUGAAUAAUGUUCAGAAAAUUAAUUUUCUGAUGUAUGCCCUUCCUUGUCUUGAAGUCCUAAAAAUGGGUUUAUGACAAAUAUCACAAUAAAAUUCC